Molecule: messenger RNA, 2452 nt
Organism: Drosophila miranda
Lineage: Eukaryota; Metazoa; Arthropoda; Insecta; Diptera; Drosophilidae
Product: G2/mitotic-specific cyclin-B
Exons: 5
Coding region: 249-1877 (542 amino acids)
Biological process (GO): regulation of cyclin-dependent protein serine/threonine kinase activity; mitotic cell cycle phase transition
Cellular component (GO): nucleus; cytoplasm; cyclin-dependent protein kinase holoenzyme complex
Molecular function (GO): cyclin-dependent protein serine/threonine kinase regulator activity
Source: RefSeq, a predicted model, not a curated record
AUCUUCGCUUCGCUUCGUGCGGCAGAGCCCGACUCUUGACAGAAAAAAAUCAGAAACUUAGUCACUUUCGACUUAACAAUUGUAAAUUAUAUUAUCAAAUAACUUAAAAUCGCUCACAUAUAAGUCGGUGACUGAAAAACAAUUUGCGUUUCGAAUUCAAAUCGACGCGCUAACUAGAACAAGGAAAAGAUAACUAAAGCGUCGCUUCGUGUGUGUUAAUUGUACAUUUGUUUAAAAACCCAGUCAAAAUGGUCGGCACAUUGAAAAUGCGCGGGGAUGAGAAUGCCUCGGAGAAUAUAAACCAGGUCCAACUUAAGAAAUUGACAGUGCCUUCAAAUGAGGCAACCACAAAACGUGCUGCUUUGGGCGAUCUGCAGAACCGCGGGUUGAACCGCGCCAUUGCCGCCAAAGAUGUGGCCCAGAAAGAAUUGAAAGAAUCGAAGCUGCCGAAUGUGUUGCGCAACGCCAAGGCCUGCGUGGACACGCACUGGAAGAAGCAGCCCGUGGGUGCCAGCAAUGUCAACGGUGCCGUGCUGGCCAAGCCCACUGAGGGUGGAGUGGCGGCACUGAUGCGUGCCAACUCUGUACGCACCCAUACCGCCCCCUCGGGUGUUCUGCUCACCCGUCAGGUCUCGGCCAGCACCCUGAUCCGUAACGACAAGGCGGCCGCUGAGGCGACCAGCAAGCUUACAGUCAAGCCAAAGUCGGAGACCGGCUCCACCGAUCAGGUAAAUGCGCCUGAGCCCACAUUGCGUCGCGAGGACAGCAAUCUGUCCAAGAAAUCCCUGACCAAGCUGUGGGCUGCAAUGGGCAAACCAGUGAUGGGUGUGGCCGGUCUGAGGAAGGAGCCUGUGGCCGUGCUCAAGAAAGAGCCAUCUGUGGCCAUCAAGAAGGAUGUCAUCGGUCUGGUCAGGAGCGAAAGCACCGUCAGGGGUGCCAUACUGAAGCCAUCGACAACCAUUCAGCCUUCAAUGUCCUUGUCCAGCAAGCGAUUGGCCGGCAUCGAAGACAUCGAUGCCCACGACAAGGAUAACCUCGUGCUCGUUUCAGAGUAUGUCAACGAUAUCUACGACUAUCUGUACAAGGUGGAGAUCGAGCAGCCGAUUCACAACGAUCACUUGGCCGGGCAGAAGGAGGUCUCCCACAAGAUGCGCGCAGUGCUGAUCGACUGGAUCAACGAGGUGCACUUGCAGUUCCAUCUGGCUGCCGAGACCUUCCAGCUGGCCGUGGCCAUCAUCGAUCGCUAUCUGCAGGUGGUCAAGAAUACGAAGCGCAGCAAUCUGCAGCUGGUGGGUGUGACGGCCCUCUUCAUUGCCACCAAAUACGAGGAGCUCUACCCGCCAGCCAUUAACGACUUUGUCUUCAUUACCGAUGACACCUACUCGGCCCGGGAGAUCCGCAUGAUGGAGCUGCAGAUUUUCAAGGCCAUCGAUUGUAAUCUGUCGCGUCCGCUCCCGAUCCAUUUCCUUCGGCGCUACUCAAAGGCCGCUGGGGCAGAGGAUGAGCACCACGCCAUGUCCAAGUAUUUUGUGGAAUUGGCUUCGUUCGACUACGAUUUGGCUAGCUAUAAGCCGUCAGAGAUUGCAGCAGCCUCGCUGUUUCUGUCGCUCCACUUGCUCAAUGGCAACUACCGUGCCAGCACUGGCUUCAACGACAAGCACUGGACACCGACGCUGGCCUACUACUCUCGCUACACGGCCACGCACUUGAGGCCCAUCACUCGACAGAUCGCCAAGCUGGCGCGCGAUGCACCACAGGCCAAACUGAAGGCCAUCCUCAACAAGUACCAGGGCAACAAGUUCCAGAAGAUCGCGCUCAGAACCGAGCUGAGCGGCCCCCUGAUGGACUCCAUUGUGGGCCAGAGCCUGAAGAAGUAGUCUGGGCCCACUUCACAUCCCCUCACAAAUGCCCCCAAAUAUUUAGUUUAGUUUAAUUUGUUUUCAUUUUUUAAAUUUUUAGCGCCUACAUUUAUAAUAAUCGUAGAAAAUCAGGGUCUCUCUGCUGUGCGUCCCGCGUUUGUGUCAUGGCCGCCCCGAUGCGAUCAACGACAAAGGCAUUCUUUACUUGAUUAUGGUUCGGUUCCUCCAACUCGAGCGGCUGCUUCAGCCCCUUGGCAAGGUGGCCGCUGAGUGGGAGGGAUCAUGAACCGGAACUGGAACUCCUGCUCCUCCCCGUAAGGGCACACCUCUAGAGUGAGAGAGAGUGGACGAGCACAAACCGCAAUACACAAUACACAAGGACACUGAGAGCCAGGUGUGUGAGUGGGCAACGAGUACAUUUGCUGGCUGAACAUAUCGGCGUUGUCUCUCAAAGUACAUAUACUAUCUAAUAUAUUAUACCCAUGCGAUAGACUAUUUUUAUCAUUCAAUUUGAUUGGAAAUUGUGUUCGUUUAAUGCAUUAAAUAUAAAUCCAAAAAAUUGUGCAAAAAUAUUAUAUUCUUCCAAAUCCUGA